UCCCGAUCAGUUGGUAAGUAAGAGCGUCCAAAAUGGAUUCGUAUUCAACAUUAUGUGCAUCGGAGAGACGGGACUCGGUAAGUCAACAUUGAUGGACUCGCUGUUCAACACGAACUUUGAAUCGCAGCCAAGUCCUCACACGCUUCCGAGUGUUAAGCUGAAGGCACACACGUACGAGCUGCAAGAGAGCAUGGUUCGACUGAAGCUGACGAUCUGCGAUACGGUUGGUUACGGCGACCAGAUCAAUAAGGACGACUCGUUCAAGGCAGUAGUCGACUAUAUUGAUCAGCAGUUCGAGGCAUUCCUGCAGGAGGAGCUCAAGAUUAAGCGCUCGCUGUCGACGUACCACGACAGCCGUACGCACAUUUGUCUCUAUUUCAUCUGUCCUACCGGACAUGGGCUGAAGUCGCUCGAUUUGGUCUGCAUGAAGAUGCUCGAUUCGAAGGUCAACAUCAUUCCAAUCAUCGCCAAGGCUGACACGAUCUCGAAAACGGAGCUGGCCAAAUUUAAGGCAAAGAUCAAUGAAGAGCUGCGUGUAAACGGUGUCCAAAUCUAUCAGUUUCCGACCGACGACGAAUCGGUGGCGGAAGUGAACACCACGAUGAACUCGCACAUUCCAUUUGCAGUCGUGGGAAGUACGGAUUUUGUGCGAGUCGGCAACAAGACGGUACGGGCACGCCAGUACCCGUGGGGCACCGUGCAGGUGGAGAACGAAGCGCACUGCGACUUCGUGAAAUUGCGUGAGAUGUUGAUCCGCACGAACAUGGAAGACAUGCGUGAGAAGACGCACACGCGCCAUUACGAACUGUAUCGCCAGAAGCGUCUCGAGGAGAUGGGCUUCACUGAUGUGGACAGCGACAAUAAGCCGGUAUCGUUCCAACAGACGUUCGAGGCAAAGCGCAGCAAUCAUCUGGCCGAGCUACAGGCUAAGGAGGAUGAGGUGCGACAGAUGUUUGUAGUUCGCGUAAAGGAGAAAGAAGCUGAGUUGAAGGAGAGCGAAAAGGAGCUCCAUGCCAAAUUCGACAAGCUAAAGAAGGACCAUGCCGAAGAAAAGCGCAAGCUGGAGGAAUCGCGCAAAAAGCUGGAGGAAGAGUUUGUCGAAUUUAAUCGGCGCAAAUCACAGAUGACGGCACACCAUACGCUAACGCUGGGCAAGAGCAAAAAGAAAUGAACUUCCUAAUGAAGGCAUGGAUGCG
Anopheles marshallii is the source of this 1196-nucleotide messenger RNA. RefSeq names its product septin-2 (gene Septin2). The coding region runs from base 53 to 1171 and encodes 372 amino acids. The transcript has 3 exons. Gene Ontology annotation, molecular function: GTPase activity; GTP binding; molecular adaptor activity. Lineage: Eukaryota; Metazoa; Arthropoda; Insecta; Diptera; Culicidae. The record is from RefSeq and is a predicted model, not a curated record. Gene Ontology annotation, biological process: cytoskeleton-dependent cytokinesis. Gene Ontology annotation, cellular component: cell division site; microtubule cytoskeleton; septin complex.